GGGCUGGAGCCACCACUGGCAACUUUGAAAAAAACUGUCAGCAUUUAGAACUUUUUCUUUAAGAAAAGGAUGUAUCCAAUCAUCUUCCAAAUCUCAGUAAACUUGAGUAAAAUCACAAUCCUUUCAAAGCUUGUCAUGUUAAAGUUAAAAUAAUUUUUCGGUAAAAUUCUAUGAAUCUUCGGCACUAGCAUUCCUGCGAAAUUUCCCGCUAGGAUGAGCCAGAGCGGCAAUUUUUGCAAGAUGUCUUCAAUCUUCAAGGUUUGCUGAGAGAAUCUGAAACAAAAUGCGGAAAUGUUCUGUUUUGAUUGUCGAGACUCGUUUUGAUUGAAAUUAUGUUCUCAAAAGGAGGAUAGACAACACGAAAUACAAGAAGCAUUGAGCACAUGCCUCUGUUUACUGCAUCUUGCUUCCCACAGAGAACAUGAUCUUAUGACGAUAGAUCUUCUUUUGUUUGCAGUAGCUGGUGAAACAGACGUCCAAAGGAUCUUUGUAAUUUUAAAGAACAAUGGAAAAUGAUAUAGAUAUGGAAAAGGAUAGUUCUAAGAGAAACCAGGUAGGCUGCGCAAAGUGCUCAUGUAGCACAAGAAGAGCAUCAAAGCAAGCAAGUUAUGCAAUGGACCCACCAUUCCUGGAUGAUCUUGUUCAGUGGAAUAAAGAUGUCGUUGAUGAUGAUGACCCUUCAUUUUUCUGGCGAGCUCAUACAAUCAGUGUUCUGCUAUUGAUGAUAUUGGCACUGUGCUAUGUUUCACUUUUUGAAGAAGAGGUCAUUGAUCCUAUUUACAAUGCAAAAAGGGGUUUAUUUGCCUGUAUAGUUGUCUUUUUGGCUUUUGGCAUCACUCAGGCAAGGGAUGGCCCAUUUGUGAGGCCACAUCCAGUGUUUUGGAGGUUCAUACUUUGUUGCAGUGUCAUUUACGAGUUAAUGAUGAUUUUUAUACUGUUCCAGAAUAAUGGUGACGCAAGAAGCUGGAUGUCGUUCUUCGAUCUGUCACUUGGAAAGCCUCUACCAGAGGUUGAUUAUGGAAGCAACUGCGUGUUCUACGAUGCAGAAAACAUAGACCCUUUCCACAAUUUGAAGACAAAAUUUGAUUGGUUUGUACCGGCACAUCUCUUUGGUUGGUGGGCAAAAGCAAUUAUACUUAGAGAUUUUUGGUUUGCAAAUGUCUUAAGCAUCCUUUUUGAAAUUUAUGAAUACUCAUUGGAACAUCAGCUGCCAAAUUUUCAUGAGUGUUGGUGGGACCAUUGGAUAAUGGACGCUGCCCUUUGUAAUGGCGUUGGCAUUUAUCUGGGAAUGAAAACUUGCCAUUUUCUAGAGAUUAAGGAAUACAAUUGGAGAAGCUUAUGGAAAAUUCCAACGUAUACAGGAAAACUUAAGCGGGCUGCGGAGCAGUUUACCCCGCAUCACUGGGACAGCUUCAAAUGGGAAGCAACUGCAUCGCUGAAAAGAUGGCUUGCCAUUAUUGGAAUCACAAUUAUGUUUUCAUUGGCAGAGCUCAACUGCUUCUAUCUGAAGUUCGUUUUGUGGAUAAACCCGGAACACUGGCUCGUUGUUGCCAGACUUGUUCUUAUCGGUUUUGCAGGAACAGUGGGAAUUCGAGAGGUCUAUCAAUACAUGGACGAUUCAAGCUGCAAACGCUUUGGUCAGCAGUCUUGGAUCCUAGCAGCGAUCAUCAUCACUGAAACCCUUAUAUGCUUGAAAUUUGGUUGGGAAACCAUUCAAAUGCCGCCUCCGUCGCACAUUGUUUUGUUCUGGACACUUUUAUUAACCGGAGUGGCCAUUUAUACUAUAUGGCGAUUUCUCCCUUCAUGUAUCAGAAGAACAGAAGACGAACAUUUUGUCAAGCAACAAAAAGUGGAAUGAUUACUCCAACAUUCAAGUUAAAACACCCAUAUGUAAUAAGCCGGGCGAGUUUUAUUUUAAAGGGGAAUAGCAGGUAAAUAUGGCAGGGGAUAGCAAGAUUUGUCUUAGGCCGAAGCUAGCGGGGGACAGGUAAAUUUUCAAUUAUGUUGGCAGCGCUCGGGGCAAAUAAGAAAAGGGGUUAAAUAGGUAGAUUCGAGAUCGUAAAUAGGUAACUCGUGCCAGAGAGGGAAUUAACGCCUAUCUGGGAACAAUCUUAGCUUACAGGGGACUUGAGGAAAUGAAAAGUUCCCUAUUAUAAAUAGGUAACUCGUGGCAGAGAGGGAACUAACGUCUAUCUGGGAACAAUCUUAGCUUAAAGGGGACUUGAGGAAAUGAAAAGUUCCCUAUUAUUUUGAUAGAGGACUCCCCAAUCAGGAAAUUUCUCUCUGGAAUCGUGAACGGCUUUCACCGGGCUUGUUACUCAAGGGUGUCUUAAAGAUUUUCGAGUGGAAAAAUUCAUAAUUCUUCCGUCGUUUGAAAUGGGUUUUUACACGAGAAUUUCGACAUGGCUACAAAAUAUGCCAAAGACUUUGCUAAGAUGGGGGGACAAAAGUGUUUGAUUUAUUUUUAUAUAUCUUGUGUUAGAGAUGCAGCAUCAUACUUUUGAUUAUAAUGAUUAUGAUUGCAAUAUAAAUAAAAUAUUUGUAGUUUCAAUAGUAACGAUAAUUUUUGUUGAUUAUUUUGAGUAAGUGUUGAAUAUCAUCUAGAUAAAGCAUUUUUGAAUGGGCGGUAGAACUAGGCUGUUGCUGGCUGUAACUCUAGAUUUCCCGCCAGCUGUGAUCAUCAGGAAAAUUGCUAAAUAAAUUCCUUUAAACAGCAGUGUGUCAAGUACAAGGUUAGACAGGAAUUUGUAGAACUUCUCUUUUUAUAAGAACCAGUAAAUUGAGGUUCAGGCUGGCUGUUCUAAUUCGAAAAUCUGAGGCUGGAUUGUUCUGACAUUCUUAGGGUGUAAGCAGUGCAAUUGCUAGCUUUUGCGCUUUAGGGAGGUGUUAGGCCUCGUUUGCCAACAAAUUGAGGGGGACAUCUUUAAUUUGACGACAAGUUUGGUUGAUGACUCUUCGUUCUGAGAUAUUGCUCAAAAUUACAUUUUACGGUAGCUCAGCCUCAGCUUGUUCUUAAUUUAUCUUAACUUUUGACUAAUUUUGAGGCUCAUGUUCUUUAAAAUUGUUCUUAUAAGAAAGUGAAGACUGUUAACAGCCCUGUGUUCUCGAUAACCAGUGUUGCUGGUUUUCUGGUGGUAGCAUAAGUUUUUAUACCUUGAGCUUUAACUUUGAAACGGCUGUUGCAGCUCUAUUUAAUUAAAACAUAAACACAGCUAGGGUCGAAAGAGGCCAUGCAAAUAAAAAUUCUUUUUUUGGGUUCGUUUCCAUCAAUAAACUUUUUUUUGUAUUUAGAAUUAGAUUCAUGGUGGCUUCCCUUCCCCAAGCCCCCCUUCAAUUUUGUCGGAUCUUAGAAUUUGUUUGCAUUUUAUGAUAAUUUCAGUAUAUUUGGUCAAUGCAUGUUGAAGGAUGUAAGUUUUGCCUGUAACUAUGUAAAGACUAAAUAUAAUGAUUACCUCCAACAUACUAGUUUAAAAUGCAUAUGAAUUUUAAGACGCAUAUUUCACUCGUAAUUCCUUAUAUGGACCCCUAAUUUCGAAGCACGUAGGUUUUUAGAAUUAAUUUGUAUCAAAAUAAAUUACAUUUUUCGUGUUAUCAAAAGCAAGCUGACUUAUUUUGCAACUUAUUCACUAAUAAUACGUUAAUUGUAAUCUUCAUUUUUACCUUAAUUGAAUCUUUAUGUUC
Rhopilema esculentum is the source of this 3681-nucleotide messenger RNA. Its product is annotated as phosphatidylserine synthase 2. Lineage: Eukaryota; Metazoa; Cnidaria; Scyphozoa; Rhizostomeae; Rhizostomatidae. Gene Ontology annotation, biological process: phosphatidylserine biosynthetic process. Gene Ontology annotation, molecular function: L-serine-phosphatidylethanolamine phosphatidyltransferase activity. The record is from RefSeq and is a predicted model, not a curated record.